This is a messenger RNA of Neohortaea acidophila, 1059 nucleotides long. RefSeq lists its product as uncharacterized. The record is from RefSeq and is a predicted model, not a curated record. The coding region runs from base 168 to 932 and encodes 254 amino acids. The transcript has a single exon. Lineage: Eukaryota; Fungi; Ascomycota; Dothideomycetes; Mycosphaerellales; Teratosphaeriaceae.
GAUGAUCUCGGCCUACUCUCAGGAAUCAUUUGGCCUAGCUUGCAUGGCACAAUCGUGGCAUGUGUAUCCUAAUCCCCGCUAGGUUGGUUGCAUGAUCCUUCACUGCUUACAAAAGGCUGUGAAGCACUGGCUCGACUGCUUUGUAUAUCUGGGGGUCGACGGCCUUAAUGUGCGGCCCCUCUCCUUUCACUGCACUUAUCAUCCCUGCUGAGGCUGACACUCCCUCCGUCGUGCUGCUUGCUGCAGACGGUCCGGGGUUCCGCCUUAUCAAGCAAGCACGAGGCGCCGGCGAAGCAGCAGGGAUAGCAUGCACUCUCAUGUGCGCCCUCCGAUCGAUACUACACGAACACUCCAAACUUCUCGAACGACUUCCCAACAUCAACAUGUCGUUGCAAUCCCGAUCCCAGGCUAGAGAAGAUCGCUUCCCAGGCCCGUGGAAGCUUCAAUGCCUCGACAAGUCAAUCCCUGGAUCCGACCCGUCAAGCUACGAUCCAUACGACCGGAGAUCUCCUGCGCGUGCAGGCAGCCAAACAACACUACCACGCUCCAUCCAACCGACACGAGCAUACUCCGAAAGCACCGCGAGCAUUCCUCGACCGCCUAAAGCAUCUCCAGGCCUACCCACAACGCCCAAAGACACACUACCAUCCACACACCCAGCGUCGAGAACAUCAAGCACCGCGACGACGACCACGAGAUCGAAUUCCUCUGCCAACUCGCCGGCGAUUGCGACGUUUCCGGGAGCGUACGUAGCUCCGAGUCAGUGGGCUUCGGGCCCGGAGCCGACGGAAAGGAACGAUGGGGCAAAAGGGAGGAAGUUAUCUUUUGCUCAGCGGUGGAAGUUGAUGCUGAAAGAGUUGUUCUCCUCCCAUUCGAUUGACGAGUCGGAGUUUGAGCGGAUGGGUGAUUAUCAUUGGACGGAUGAUUCUUGAGGACACGCUGUGAUCAUUCGGGCUGCGUCUUGGCGUUGGAUAUGGCGCUGUUUCACGGAGUUGGGACGGUAGCGUGAACUCGCGCCUCAAGUAUAUGUCAUUUUCGCUACGCUAAUGGGGGUCGUUC